Messenger RNA from Oryzias latipes (Japanese medaka), 3326 nucleotides. RefSeq names its product cyclin and CBS domain divalent metal cation transport mediator 4b (gene cnnm4b). The record is from RefSeq and is a predicted model, not a curated record. NCBI's taxonomy places the organism in Eukaryota, Metazoa, Chordata, Actinopteri, Beloniformes, Adrianichthyidae. Gene Ontology annotation, molecular function: magnesium ion transmembrane transporter activity; sodium ion transmembrane transporter activity. Gene Ontology annotation, biological process: magnesium ion homeostasis; magnesium ion transport. Gene Ontology annotation, cellular component: plasma membrane.
GAGUACUUCACGUCAGUUCCCCUAUUGGCAGAGGAGGAAACAAACAUGGCGACAGAGUGCUGCACACCGGGACGGACUCUGGCUUUAUUCGUGUUUCUGUGGAUCUGUUCGGGCCGGGAGGCCGAAGCCGCCGCGUCACAACCGGCGGACGAAACCCGGAUACUCGGCAUGAGGCUGGAGAGGAGCGACAGGCCCGCCGAGACCACCGACACGGGGGACAUUCAGGUGACCGAGGGCAGCCAGAUCUCCCUCCGCUUCUACGGGCUCCACUUGUUGCCGAACAGCUCCGAGCUCAUUAAGUUCGGCGAACUGGACGAAGAGGACGAAAGUCCCGACACGGCCUCGGCGCCGUUCAAUAGGACUUGUCCCGAACACACGAAGGAUAUCAAGGUGAGCGGGCCCAUGCAGGUAAGCAGCCUGAACACGUCCGGGGUUCUGGCCGUCACAAUCAAGCAGCUCCGGAAGAGCGAGGCGGUGAAGAUGUUCGGCCUGUGCGUCCUGGACGCGCGGCAGCAGAGGUGGCUCCUGCUGGACCGGCAGGACGGGCGCCUGCGCGUGGUGGAGGAGGCCAAGUCCCUGCUGCCCAUCUGGCUGCAGGUCAUCCUCAUCUCCCUGCUGCUGGUGCUGUCCGGCAUGUUCAGCGGGCUGAACCUGGGCCUGAUGGCGCUGGACCCCAUGGAGCUGCGCAUCGUCCAGAGCUGCGGCACCGACAAGGAGAAGCGGUACGCGCGCAAGAUCGAGCCCAUCCGCAGCAAAGGCAACUACCUGCUGUGCUCGCUGCUGCUGGGGAACGUGCUGGUCAACACCACCCUCACCAUCCUCCUGGACGACCUGAUCGGCUCCGGCCUGGGCGCCGUGGUCGCCUCCACCGUCGGCAUCGUCAUCUUUGGGGAGAUCGUCCCCCAGGCGCUGUGCUCCCGCCACGGGCUGGCCGUGGGGGCCAACACCAUCAUGCUCACCAAGCUGUUCAUGCUGCUCACCUUCCCGCUGUCCUGGCCCAUCAGCAAGCUGCUGGACUGCGUCCUGGGCCAGGAGAUCGGAACCGUCUACAACCGGGAGAAGCUGGUGGGGAUGCUGAAGGUGACGGAGCCCUACAACGACCUGGUCAAGGAGGAGCUCAACAUGAUCCAGGGGGCGCUGGAGCUCCGGACCAAGACCGUGGAGGACGUCAUGACCCCGCUCAACGACUGCUUCAUGAUCCACAGCGACGCCGUGCUGGACUUCAACACCAUGUCCGAGAUCAUGGAGAGCGGCUACACCAGGAUCCCGGUGUACGAGGGCGAGCGCUCCAACAUCAUGGACAUCCUCUACGUCAAAGACCUGGCCUUUGUGGACCCGGACGACUGCACCACCCUGAAGACCAUCACCAAGUUCUACAACCACCCGGUGCACUUUGUCUUCCACGACACCAAGCUGGACUCCAUGCUGGAGGAGUUCAAGAAAGGAAAGUCUCACCUGGCCAUUGUCCAGAAGGUGAACAACGAGGGGGAAGGAGAUCCGUUCUACGAAGUGCUGGGGUUGGUUACCCUUGAAGACGUCAUUGAGGAGAUCAUUAAAUCUGAGAUUCUGGAUGAAUCUGACCUCUACACCGAUAACCGCAGCAGGAAAAAAGUGGCGCCCAAUAAAAACAAGAGAGACUUUUCUGCCUUCAAACACGAGAGCGAGUCCAAGGUGAAGAUCUCCCCUCAGCUGCUGCUGGCUGCUCAUCGCUUCCUGGCUACAGAGGUCAGCGUGUUCCUCCAGAAUCAGAUCUCUGACAAAGUGCUGCUGCGAAUCCUGCGCCACCCCGAUGUGGUCCAGGAGAUCAAGUUCAACGAAAACGACAAGCGGUCGCUCCAUCACUACAUCUACCAGAAGGGCAAACCCGUCGACUACUUCAUCCUCAUCCUGCAGGGUCGGGUGGAGGUGGAGGCCGGAAACGAGAACAUGAAGUUUGAGACGGGACCGUUUUCUUAUUAUGGCGUGAUGGCGCUCAGCGCUCCCACACUGGUGGCUGCUCCUCGCCCUCGCCUCCUCUCCUUUAAGAGGUUUUCUCUGUUCUCUCGGCUGCCAGGUAAAACUAUUUCCUAUGACUCACUGAGGCCCCCUGCUGGACGACUCACACCAACCGAGUUCCGGUCUCCGUCUCACCUCAGCGGGCUGAACCGGACCUCCUCUCUGAGCGGCGCCGAUCGGUCCGAGUGUCUGUCCGUCAGCGGCAGCAACAGUCAGCUGAACAACAGCCUGCCGCUGCAGCAGUACACCCCCGACUUCAACGUCCGGGCGCUCUCAGACCUGCAGUUUGUUAAGAUCACGCGGGCUCAGUACCAGAACGGCCUGAUGGCGUCUCUUUUGGACAGCUCGCCUCAGUCCCCGGAGAACGACCACAACGCCACUCGGCUGGAGCAGACCACUCCCCCCGGCACCCCCGCCAUCACAGACCUGGUGGGAGACUCGGGCCCAGUGGAGAACGGGCCGGACGAGACCACGCUGCUCCUCCUGAACGAGCAGAAGCCGCCGCACGCGGCGAAUCACCACAACCAGCUGGAAAGUAUCUGACCCGGGGGCCGCCACGGCCCUCGCUGCUCCCGCACGUGUGCCCUACGGCGCCCCCAUGUGCGCUAAGGAGGAGGGCGGUGCGUAACGCCCGCCACGGAUGAGCCAAAACAUGGCAAAGAUCAGCUGAUCCGCCGAGCUUUAUUUUGAAAGGGAGCUCAGAUGCAGCAAAGAUCCUCUAUGGUUUUCAGAAAACAUUAACAUCACUCUGAACAUUUCUGUUUCCUGCUUCUGUCGUUAAAACCACAGAUCUGCUGUUUGUUCAGACACAGUUCUAUCUGUCAUUACUCUACGCUACAAAAUGGUUCUAUCCUUCAAAGUUCUGUUUUAUUAAUUCUAUCAGUCAGAAUUCUAUCGUUUAUAAUUCUAUCAUUGACAGUUGAAUAUUUUAUAAUUCUAUCCGUCCUAGUUCUAUCCUUAAUAGUUCUAUCCUUCAUGAUUCUAUCCUUCAUAGUUCUGUCGUUCCAAAUUCUAUAUAAAUAAUUCUAUUAUUCAGAAUUCUAUCCUUCGUGAUUCCAUCCCUCAGAGUUCUAUAUAUUUUGUAGUUCUAUCCCUCCUAGUUCUGUCCUUCAUCAGCUGACAUCAUUUCAUGUUUUGGCUCAUCUCUAUACCCCCCAUGAAGAAUUCUGCACCCCUCACUGUUAACCCCCCCAUAGACCCUCCCUCCAUGUUGCUUCCAUCUCAGAGACUCAGGGACGACCCCCACCCCCCCACCCCUUAUGGUGCACUCCCACCCCGUAAACCAAACCCACGGCACGUGUGUAGCAACCCCCCCCCCCCCCCCUCCUCCA